Drosophila takahashii is the source of this 880-nucleotide messenger RNA. Its product is annotated as UPF0598 protein CG30010. The record is from RefSeq and is a predicted model, not a curated record. NCBI's taxonomy places the organism in Eukaryota, Metazoa, Arthropoda, Insecta, Diptera, Drosophilidae.
AUGAUUGCCAACCGAAGUUUCAGCCCUUAUAAAGGCUUUUUAGGACAACAGCAACAGCAAAAGGGCAAGAUUGGUGGGGGAAGGCAUUCGUAUAAUAUGUAGUAAACAAAAGUCAGCUGUUUUUCGUUCCGUUUUUGCAAACGCAGUUCACAGAAAUAAUAGCAAUGUUUAUACUACGUUCCAGAACGAUAGUAAAGCCGAAAAUCCUUGCUCUUCCAAGCCCUUUUUGUCGUUACCUACAGUACAAUCAAGGUCAAUCUCCGGAGCCGAAAAUACGCGAGUACUUUUACUACAUUGAUCAUGAGGGAAUGCUCUUUCUCGACGAUGCGAAGAUGAAAAACUUUACUAGCUGCUUCAAGGAAAAGGAUUUUCUCAGGUUCUUUUUCAAUCGCCUGCGUCUGAACAAAACGAAUCGAUAUGAAAAGGACUUUCCCUACAUUUCUCUCUGUGGACGCGAAAGGAAUUUUAUACGAUGCGAUGACACGCCGCUUGUGUUCACCGAACAAUUUAGAAAAGACGAUAAGGAGGUGCUCAGCUAUGCGCACUCGGGACAGGUCCUAACGCUGCCCUACGAGCCCCAUAAACUGUACAUGGAUCCGCGAAACGGAAGGGUCUAUCAUCCAGCGACUCCACAGGUGGGCGGAAUCGGCCUGGUGCGCUCCAAACUGGCCAUAGAACUCAGUCAGCACUUUGAGUUUCCCGCGGGCCAGGCUUCCCCCACUCAUUUUCAAUGGAACGGGGAACGAUUGAAGCUGCAAAACGACUGGGUUGGCAAUACCCAGCGAUUUCCCAUGAACGAGGAGUGUUUAUAAUCGAGUAACUUUAAUGGAUUAAAUUUGAGACAACGUUAGUACUACGUAGAUAACUUACAGAGCCAGUA